This is a messenger RNA of Eurytemora carolleeae, 1652 nucleotides long. RefSeq lists its product as uncharacterized. The coding region runs from base 29 to 1489 and encodes 486 amino acids. Gene Ontology annotation, molecular function: chitin binding. Gene Ontology annotation, cellular component: extracellular region. The transcript has 9 exons. The record is from RefSeq and is a predicted model, not a curated record. NCBI's taxonomy places the organism in Eukaryota, Metazoa, Arthropoda, Copepoda, Calanoida, Temoridae.
UCAACCUCCUUCAAUAAAUCAUCAAAAUAUGUUCUCCUCCAAAUCACUCCUCCUCUCGUCCCCCGUUCAAAAUUCCCCCUCCCCCCUCCUUCUUCCCCCCAUUUCAGAUCAUCAUGAUCCAAGCCAUGAUGUUCCUAGUCGGAGUAAAACUAGACCUAGAGCUGGUCCGACUCAUCAGAUCAGAACUAGACCCGGAGCCCAGGACCUACAUCAACAGCAUGAGAUGGAUCAGGAAAAAUGGCUUGCAAUUCCAGGCAUGAAAAGAAUCACACCAACAACUGAUCUAGAAGAUUCUAGAACCACACCAACAACUGGUCUAGAAGAUUCUAGAACCACACCAACAACUGGUCUAGAAGAUUUGAUAAAUGAAGUUUUUACAAACCCUUCUAAGCACAACAGCCAGGGUUCACAACAGCACAGUAAGGUUCAACAGCAAAUCCACGAGAAUGCUCUUAGACAACAACAUCGUAGAAAAGAGAAAUCCUUCGGAGCCCAUCAACUAGUUGAACUGGUUCACCAGGAGCUAGAGGAUCACGCUGAACCUCAGAUUGGUCUUCCUUCAAGAUUUCUACAAAAAGAAUUUUACAUGGAGAUUAAUGGAGAUGAUGAUCUUGAUGAAGGUGACAUAAAGAAGAUUGAUGGGUUAGAUUUACACACUGUUAAAGAUAUAGUGGAAAACAACUUAUGGAGAUGGGACGCAGAUGAAGGUCAUGAGCAGAUUUUUGAGAAACAUAAAAAGGAUUGUUCCCAAGCACAUAUAGAUGACUCAAAUGCAGACCAACCUGUACACAAGGAUGCACCACAUGGACAUCAACCUGUGCACAUGGCUGCACCUCAUGGGCACAUGGUUGCACCUCAUGAACACAUGGCUGCACCUCAUGGGCACAUGGUUGCACCUCAUGAACACAUGGCUGCACCUCAUGGGCACAUGGUUGCACCUCAUGGACACAUGGUUGCACCUCAUGGAGACAUGGUUGCACCUCAUGGACACAUGGUUACACCUCAUGGAGACAUGGUUGCACCUCAUAGACACAUGGUUGCACCUCAUGGAGACAUGGUUGCACCUCAUGGACACAUGGUUGCACCUCAUGGACACAUGGUUGCACCUCAUGGAGACAUGGCUGCGCCUCAUCUAGACAAAAGUGUGGUAAAGAAUUUAGCAGUGGUAAGUGCUACUCAUCAACAUGAAGAGAGUUUAAAUCCCGAACCUCUGAAUACUAGAGGUGGGAGGGAAGAGAAGAUGAAAAGGAUUCCUGAAGUAUCUGGAGUAAGAUCUCUUCAACCCUCUCCACCUCGUCAAGUUAAAGAAUCAGAACAUUUUAACUGUAUUGGUCGAGCUGCCAGGCUUUAUGCUGAUGUUGAAGCGGGUUGUAAGAGAUUUCUACUGUGCCAUGAGAGUGGUCGGAUGGGUAGGUUCAAUUGUCCUGUUGGAACAUUGUUUAAUGAACCUCUUCAGAUCUGUGAUUGGAAGUACAAAGUAACCUGCUGAAUUGUCCAGGUUAAGAUGAACCCUGAGUAAACAUGCAACCCUCAAUCCUUGAAUCCUGGAGUAGUGCAAUCCUAAACCAAACUUGCAGCAUUAUAUAUACUACAAUAUAAACUAUACAGUUUUUUUACAACAUUUUGAACUACAAUAUAAACUACAGUACUUA